Acaulospora morrowiae is the source of this 165-nucleotide messenger RNA. NCBI's taxonomy places the organism in Eukaryota, Fungi, Glomeromycota, Glomeromycetes, Diversisporales, Acaulosporaceae. The record is from the annotation of a GenBank genome assembly.
AAAAUGCUGCAAAGCCGUAAAGAGGAAACCACUGGUAAACGGACUCAAUUUCGACAGCACGACAUAACACCCAGGGAUCACGCGGCUAUAGAAUAUUUACUACGAAGAGGGAAAAGACAGCUGGAAGCAUAUGAAGGCGACAGCGUCAAAGACAUUUAUACAUAA